Mytilus californianus (California mussel) is the source of this 1078-nucleotide messenger RNA. Its product is annotated as organic cation transporter protein-like. The transcript is spliced from 7 exons. The coding region runs from base 1 to 738 and encodes 245 amino acids. Lineage: Eukaryota; Metazoa; Mollusca; Bivalvia; Mytilida; Mytilidae. Gene Ontology annotation, biological process: transmembrane transport. Gene Ontology annotation, cellular component: membrane. The record is from RefSeq and is a predicted model, not a curated record. Gene Ontology annotation, molecular function: transmembrane transporter activity.
AUGAGGAUAUUAGAUGAAUCGUUGAGAUGGCUCAUAGCAAAUAAAAAGAUGAAACAGGCAAAGGUUUUAGUCAAAAAGGUAGCACGAUUUAACAAAGUGAAAUUGGAAAAGGUUUUACCUUUAUUGGAAGGUGACGCAGAAACAAGACUACUUCAGGCGCCUGAGUUUACAAAUUCUGUUGUCUACUAUGGCUUGACUUUACAGUCAGUGCAGCUAUCAGGAGAUCGAUACCUUAAUUUCUUUAUCAGUGUUGGUGUAGAACUUCCUGCCAUGAUUACUUUUAUAUUCCUUGUUAAAAGGUUAGGGAGGAGGAAAAUUUCAGUACUUGCUCAUAGCAUAGCUGGUAUUUCUCUCAUAAUAUCAGUCAUUUUGACAACCUUAAAAGCGAGUAGCAGCAGUUUGGACACAAUGUCUAUUGUAUUUAGUUUUAUUGGAAAAUAUGGAAUAACACUUUCAUUCAGUAACAUAUUUCUAUGGGCUCCAGAACUUUUCCCUACAAACUUAAGGAAUACAGGUAUUGGUAUUGGAGCCCUUUUUGCUCGUGUCGGUGGAAUGUUUGCUCCGUAUUCAUCACUUCUGGCAAGACAUAUAGAAUGGGGACCAGGAGUUAUAUUCGGCGCCUGUUGUGGUGUUGUUACGGUGUUGCAGUUACUGUUACCUGAAACAAGUGGGAGAGACCUACCUCAGACAGUUGAGGAACUCAUUGAAUGGGACAAAAAGAAGGAAACAACUAAAUGAUUAAAGAUGUAUUAGUUCUUAUUGUUUUCUCAUUUGCAAUAUACUGUAUAAAAUAUUCCAUAAUUUUACUUGAUUCUUAAUAAAGACGGUUCUGAAAUCUCUUUAUUUUUUAUGAUAAAUUUUUCAACAUUAACUGGUUAUUCAAGAUUAAAAUUUAGUAUUAAAAUAGACCAUGUGUCUACUAUAAAUGACACAAUAGUUAUUUGAAAUCAAGAUAUAGCCUUAUGCAUAACUUUGCUCUGUUCCUAUUCCCAUUUGCUUGAAAAAAUAUUUUCUCAAUAUGUCACAUUGGAUUUAGCAUAUUACCAAAGAUUACAAAUUACUGCUGUUGACCACAAGA